Chenopodium quinoa (quinoa) is the source of this 516-nucleotide messenger RNA. RefSeq lists its product as uncharacterized. The record is from RefSeq and is a predicted model, not a curated record. The transcript has 2 exons. NCBI's taxonomy places the organism in Eukaryota, Viridiplantae, Streptophyta, Magnoliopsida, Caryophyllales, Amaranthaceae. Bases 1 to 516 code for a protein of 171 amino acids.
AUGAGGAUGUUGGCUUAUGGUACAUCAGCCAAUGCAGUUGAUGAAUACCUCAAAAUUGCGGCAAGUACAACAAGAGAUUGUCUCCAACACUUUGUUGAAGGGGUUAUCUCUAAAUUUGGACAAGAGUAUCUGAGGAGGGCAACACCUUCAGAUGUAGAGCUACUUCUUCGUGAAAGUAAUGUUCGUGGAUUCCCCGACUUGUGGAUAUGGCAUGCUUUUUUUGGCACACCUGGUUCACUAAAUGAUAUAAAUGUCCUCCAACGGUCGCCAAUGUUCGAUGAUAUUUGUGAAGGUCGAGCCCCAGAGGUGAGUUUUAAUGUGAAUGGAAAUAGAUACAAUAUGGGAUACUACCUUACAUAUGGUAUAUAUCCAACAACAUUUAUCCCAUCCAUCAAGCUUCCACAAACUUCUAAGCAAAGAUUAUUUACGAGGAAGCAAGAAAGUUAUCACAAAGAUGUUGAGCGUGCCUUCGGAGUGUUACAAGCUCGAUUCGCAAUAAUACGACAACCAGUGUAA